This is a messenger RNA of Chelmon rostratus (copperband butterflyfish), 2864 nucleotides long. RefSeq names its product glutamate receptor 3. The coding region runs from base 1 to 2649 and encodes 882 amino acids. Gene Ontology annotation, biological process: synaptic transmission, glutamatergic; monoatomic ion transport; modulation of chemical synaptic transmission. Lineage: Eukaryota; Metazoa; Chordata; Actinopteri; Chaetodontiformes; Chaetodontidae. Gene Ontology annotation, cellular component: postsynaptic membrane; plasma membrane; dendritic spine. The transcript is spliced from 16 exons. The record is from RefSeq and is a predicted model, not a curated record. Gene Ontology annotation, molecular function: AMPA glutamate receptor activity; transmitter-gated monoatomic ion channel activity involved in regulation of postsynaptic membrane potential.
AUGGCACAACGCGUGGUUUUGCUCCUACUGUGGCUCUUUGACAGAUCCUUCGCAGGAUUUCCUAAUCAGAUUAAUAUCGGGGGACUGUUCAUGCGUUCCACGGUGCAGGAGCACAGCGCGUUCAGGUUCGCUGUCCAACUCUACAACACCAACCAAAACACCACUGAAAAGCCUUUCCACCUCAACUACAACGUCGACAACCUCGAGUCGUCCAACAGCUUUUCGGUCACCCAUGCGUUUUGCUCCCAGUUCUCCCGCGGAGUGUACGCCAUCUUCGGCUUCUACGACAAGAAGUCCAUGAACACCUUGACCUCCUUCUGCGGCGCUCUGCACACCUCCUUCGUCACGCCCAGUUACCCCACCGAUAACGAGGUGCAGUUUGUCAUCCAGAUGCGCCCCGCCCUCCGGGGCGCCGUCCUCAGCCUGCUCUCUCACUACAAGUGGCAGAAGUUUGUCUACCUCUACGACACCGAGCGAGGUUUCUCCAUACUGCAGGCCAUCAUGGAGGCAGCAGUGGCCAACAACUGGCAGGUGACCGCUCGCUCCGUUAGCAGCACAACGGACGCCGCCGAGUUCAAGCGCAUCAUUGAGGAGAUGGACAGGAGGCAGGAGAAGCGCUAUGUGAUCGACUGCGAGGUGGCCAGGAUCAACACCAUAUUAGAGCAGGUUGUGACCCUGGGGAAGAACAGUCGUGGUUACCACUACAUUCUGGCCAAUCUUGGCUUUUCUAAUGUGAGCUUGGACAAAGUCUUCGCCGGUGGAGCCAACAUUUCAGGGUUUCAGAUAGUCAACCCUGAGAACCCGAUUGUGCAGCAGUUUAUGCAGCGCUGGGAGCGGCUAGAUGAAAGAGAAUUCCCAGAAGCCCGAAACACUCCUCUGAAGUACACUUCAGCUCUGACCCAUGAUGCCAUCCUGGUGAUAGCAGAGGCCUUCAGGUACCUGCGGCGGCAGCGUGUGGACGUCUCUCGCCGGGGCAGCGCUGGAGACUGUCUGGCCAAUCCCGCUGUACCUUGGAGCCAAGGCAUCGACAUUGAGAGAGCUCUAAAAACGGUUCAAGUGCAGGGUAUGACUGGGAACAUCCAGUUUGACAACUACGGCCGCAGGACCAACUACACCAUAGAUGUUUAUGAGAUGAAAACAGGUGGGCCGAGGAAGAUUGGGUACUGGAACGAGUACGCGCGAUUUGUAAAUAUUAUGGACCCGCAGGUCUCCAACGACUCCUCAGUGGAAAACCGAACGAUUGUGGUCACUACUAUUAUGGAAGCUCCUUAUGUGAUGUACAAGAAAAAUUAUAUGCAUCUGGAUGGGAAUGACAGAUAUGAAGGCUACUGCGUCGAUUUAGCAUCUGAGAUUGCCAAACAUGUUGGAAUUAAGUACAAACUGUCUAUAGUAAUGGAUGGGAAGUACGGAGCCCGAGACCCCGAGACCAAGACGUGGAACGGGAUGGUGGGUGAACUGGUCUAUGGGAGAGCAGAUAUAGCUGUUGCGCCUCUCACCAUUACUCUGGUUCGAGAGGAGGUGAUAGACUUUUCCAAGCCCUUUAUGAGCUUGGGCAUCUCCAUUAUGAUAAAGAAGCCACAAAAGUCCAAGCCCGGCGUUUUCUCCUUCCUGGACCCGCUGGCCUAUGAGAUCUGGAUGUGUAUAGUGUUUGCCUAUAUUGGGGUGAGCGUGGUCCUGUUCCUGGUCAGUCGGUUCAGUCCUUAUGAGUGGAACCUCGAGGAACAGGACGAGACCAAAGACCCCCAGACACCCCCCGAUCCUCCCAAUGACUUUGGCAUCUUCAAUUCCCUGUGGUUCUCUCUGGGCGCCUUCAUGCAGCAGGGCUGUGACAUCUCACCCAGGUCUCUGUCAGGCCGCAUUGUCGGUGGUGUGUGGUGGUUCUUCACCCUCAUCAUCAUCUCCUCUUACACAGCCAACCUGGCUGCCUUCUUGACAGUGGAGAGGAUGGUCUCUCCCAUAGAAAGUGCCGAAGAUCUGGCCAAGCAGACAGAGAUAGCAUAUGGCACUCUGGACUCAGGCUCCACAAAGGAGUUUUUUAGGCGAUCCAAAAUAGCAGUGUAUGAGAAGAUGUGGUCAUACAUGAAAUCGGCUGAGCCCUCAGUGUUUGUUAAGACCACGCCCGAUGGCGUAGCCCGGGUACGAAAGUCAAAGGGCAAGUUCGCCUUUCUCCUCGAGUCCACCAUGAACGAGUACAUCGAGCAGCGGAAGCCGUGCGACACCAUGAAAGUGGGCGGGAACCUCGACUCGAAAGGCUACGGUGUGGCGACGCCCAAAGGCUCAGCAUUAAGAAAUGCUGUUAACCUGGCAGUUUUAAAACUGAAUGAGCAAGGCCUCUUGGACAAAUUGAAAAACAAAUGGUGGUACGACAAGGGAGAGUGCGGCAGCGGGGGAGGUGACUCCAAGGACAAGACAAGUGCUCUCAGCCUAAGCAAUGUGGCUGGUGUCUUCUAUAUUCUGGUCGGAGGGCUGGGGCUGGCCAUGAUGGUGGCUCUGAUAGAGUUCUGUUAUAAAUCACGGCAAGAAACCAAACGGCUGAAAUUGGCCAAGAAUGCCCAGAAUUUUAAGCCGGCUCCCCCGACCAACACCCAGAACUUUGCCACAUACAGAGAAGGCUACAACGUGUACGGAACCGAGAGCGUUAAGAUCUAGAGGUUUAGGAAACAUUUCCAUUGUCCCUCACAACUGUGACUAAACAUCUAUGAAAGGACGGGAUCACGGGGAUUGAGCUCCGAGCCAAAUCCUCUCGGGCGGACACGGCACGAUAAUCUGCAAUGACGACACGACUGGACUGGUCACGGGAAGAGCCGAUGCGGUCCCCUCCUCUCAGUGCCUUAUGGAACUCUGAGUCCAAUCAAUGCAACUCA